This is a messenger RNA of Andrographis paniculata, 721 nucleotides long. RefSeq lists its product as uncharacterized. The coding region runs from base 81 to 443 and encodes 120 amino acids. Lineage: Eukaryota; Viridiplantae; Streptophyta; Magnoliopsida; Lamiales; Acanthaceae. The record is from RefSeq and is a predicted model, not a curated record. The transcript has a single exon.
UUCCCAUUCUCAUACUCUAAAAACCACCAUAGCCAUUCCAUUCAAUACCCAUUUCCAUUUCUUGUUCUUGCCCUCCAUUGAUGAACCAAAUCACAAGAACCACCUUCUUCUUCUUCUUGAUCAUCAUGGCCUUGUGUUUCUUGCUCUCAUCGGCCGACCGGAUCGCGGCCGCUUGCUACAACAUGAGGGCCGUGCACCUUCUUUUCGUUCUUGUUCUCGUGCUCUCCGUGGUUUACGCUAUCCGGACUACCAUUCUUACAUGGAUCACUCUCAUGGUGCUCUUGGCCUUCGCCGGGAACCGCCGGAGGGUUCUUGUGAAGAAGGGGAGGAAGAUCACAUCUGAUGUGGCAAUGUCAUCAGCCAAGAUUGUGAUCAAAGAUAAAAGCCUUGUGGCCUUUGGAUGUGCUGCUAUUGUUAGCCUCAUUGCAAUAGCUUUGUUGUGAAGACAAGUUAAUUAAGAUCCUAUGGUUUGCCAAAGAUGGGGAGGUUGCAUUUUGGUGUAGAGGGUUUUCAACCUUAGUUUUGGGCCUUGUAAGAAAAGUGUAUAAAGAGUUGUAUGUAUGUAUGUAUAUUUGAUUUUUAUGUUUUUUUUUUUUUCUUAUUUUCUUAUUUGGGACAUUUCUUUUUCAACCUAGAUGUCUCAUUUAAUUUAGUUACAAAGGUUAUUAUUGAAGAAUUGGAGAAAUGUACUAUAUUUCUAUGCAUCUUUUGAUACUUUUAG